Molecule: messenger RNA, 641 nt
Organism: Pocillopora meandrina
Lineage: Eukaryota; Metazoa; Cnidaria; Anthozoa; Scleractinia; Pocilloporidae
Source: the annotation of a GenBank genome assembly
AUGAAUUUUGCGUCUCAAAGUCCAGAUUCAAACGGUAGAGCCCCACACGCGCAUUCCCUUUCUUUGAGAAGAAGUAAGCCGUCAGGAGAACCUAAGAAGCCCCGCUGUGCAACGGAAAAAAAGAACUGAUAAGCAGGAGAGAGAGGCUAAUCAAUGUAAAGUUGAAACACGAAAGAUAACUUUGCCUCGAUUUCAUUCACUGGACCCAGUUUGUUUUGUUUUCGUUCAAAUGCAUAUUGAGUGUGGAGCACUGAUUUACUUUUUUCUUCCAUAGUGCUACGGGCUCUGGUCAGCAGUGCUGCUUUAACAGGUUUGGCAACUUAAUAGUGGGCCAACCAGAUGCAGGGUCCCUUGACCGCGUUCAUCCUAAUGCUGGUCUCCCUGUGAUAUCCCAUUUCUUUCAUGAUAAGGCGCUAUGGGAAGACUGCUGCCGCAACUCUGGGAAUUGUGGAAGUACUUUGAGGAGCGGCCUUCAGACGACGGCUCAAGAUAUCAAGCACCGAGACCCGGUAACUGUGAACCACUUAAUAAGUGUUAUGCGACAUGUGGGUGACACGAUAGCUCAUGGCCAUGGGUUGGAGUGGAUAAAAUGUGGUCGCUCAAAUUCACAAUCGAAAACGAAAAAUGUACGAAAAGGCUGA